Colias croceus (clouded yellow) is the source of this 1799-nucleotide messenger RNA. Its product is annotated as leucine-rich repeat-containing protein 58. The record is from RefSeq and is a predicted model, not a curated record. NCBI's taxonomy places the organism in Eukaryota, Metazoa, Arthropoda, Insecta, Lepidoptera, Pieridae. Gene Ontology annotation, molecular function: protein binding. The transcript has 4 exons. The coding region runs from base 146 to 1219 and encodes 357 amino acids.
AAUAACGAUGUCACAUCAGUAGCGCGUGCGCCGCGGAAAAGGCAACCGGUUUGCCUGCGGCUUUCCGUUCCAAAUAUAAUGCACACCAAAGAGUUUAAUCUAUAGAUGUAGUUUAUUGUCAAGACAGUACACAGUUGGAACAAAGAUGGAAUACUACACAUCAGACAGUUGCGACAGUGAUAGCAGAGAACAAAAAACUUUAGACCUCUCCCAUAGGUUGUUGGACUGCGAAUCAAUAUCAUCGGAAUUGGACAGCAUUAUCAAUGAACACAAUGGUGCCUAUAAUAUCGAGACGAUGCUUUUAUACAAUAAUAGGAUCAAGGCAUUGCCGAGUGCUAUCAACAAAUUUAGUAAUUUGAAAUUUCUUGAUAUUAGCAACAACAGGCUAACUGUUCUUCCAGAUGUACUCAAAAACUGUGCGCUAACAUCACUUAUUGCAAAACACAAUUACCUCACAAAUGAAUCGCUACCAAAGUCAUUCUAUGAGGCCAAAAAUACACUGAAAGAAUUGAAUUUGAGUGGGAAUAAACUCAAUUUCUUCCCAGAACAAGUACUUGAAUUAUCUUCGCUGCGCUACCUUUAUCUUGGUGGAAAUAAUAUAGUAAACAUACCAAAAGAUAUUUGGAAAUUGAACAGUUUACGAAUUUUGUCUAUCGGCGGUAAUAAUAUCGCCGAAGUACCAGAUUCCGUGGGUGCUCUCAAGGCUCUUCAAGCUUUAGUUUUGAGCGACAAUCAAAUAGAACAGUUACCAGCCAGCAUCGCAAAUUUAAACCAACUCCGUUCGUUGUUAAUCCAUAAGAAUAAGUUGAAAACGCUUCCGACACAGAUUAUCAAAUUGAAAUGUUUAACUGAAUUGAGUCUACGUGACAAUCCUUUAGUUGUGAGAUUCGUACGUGAUAUGGCAAUACAACCUGCUUCGCUUCUCGAGCUUGCAGGGCGAACAAUAAAGCUACACGAAAUUCCAGUCCGGGUUGGAGAAGUUCCUAUUACUUUGAUUAAAUAUCUGAAGUCGGCACAAUGUUGUGUCAAUCCAAAGUGCAGAGGUGUCUUUUUUGACAACCACGUUGAACACAUAAAGUUCGUAGAUUUCUGCGGUCGAUAUCGGAUUCCACUACUACAAUACUUGUGCAGUUCUAAAUGCAUUACAGGCAGUUGGGAGAACCGCGAAGCGGAUAAUAAUCCGCCAAGUCAUAUGAUGCGAAAAGUGCUUUUGGGAUAAAAAGAUUAUUCAAGUAGAAAUACACCUAGCAAGUUACAAUCUUCAUAAACAUAUCCUAAACAUCCAUUAUACACAUCAUCCUCUUCUUGGUGUACAAUAAAAUACCUUGAAGGCCGAUUAACAUUAAGGGGUAUUAAUUAUUAUUAUUUUUUUUUUUUACAUUUGUAUAACUUUGUAAAAGAUGUAGUCCUAAAUGAAUAAUUUUUUUUUUUCGUUCGCUAUUAAAACGUAUACAGUAUAUUUUAUGUUAUGCAAUAUUUAUGUUACAUAUUAUAUAAUUUUAAUUUGAGUGACAUUACAUUCCUGUUUACAAAAACAAUUGAUUUAAAUUUUAGAAUCAUUGUUAUUAAAGUUAUUUUGUGUUUAUCAUUAAAUUUCAUUUACAUUAGUAUCAAGACAGUUAUUUACAUAUUUAUUAGUGCAUUAAAAUCACAUUUUACUUUGCAACCUACUACUAGAGAAAAUAAUAAGGAAGAAUAUAUUUUUAGAACAAAUAUAUUGUCACCUAUUUUACCUUAGACUAAUUUGUAUGAACAUAAUCGGUAUUGUAUAAUAAAUAAUAAACUAUUGUAUUGUUUCA